Salmo salar (Atlantic salmon) is the source of this 1929-nucleotide messenger RNA. It is a transcript of the gene rpl7, whose product is annotated as ribosomal protein L7. Gene Ontology annotation, biological process: maturation of LSU-rRNA from tricistronic rRNA transcript (SSU-rRNA, 5.8S rRNA, LSU-rRNA). Gene Ontology annotation, molecular function: RNA binding; structural constituent of ribosome. Gene Ontology annotation, cellular component: cytosolic large ribosomal subunit. The record is from RefSeq and is marked provisional. Lineage: Eukaryota; Metazoa; Chordata; Actinopteri; Salmoniformes; Salmonidae.
CGGACAUAAUGGCGGACGCAGAAAAGAAGCUCCCCGCGGUCCCGGAGAGCCUUUUAAAAAGGCGAAAGGCCUUCGCCACCAUGAAGGCCAUGCGUAUCAAGAAGAUGCUUGCCGAAAAAAAAACUCGUAAGGUGACCAGGCACCUGAUCUACAAGAGGGCUGAGAAGUACCACAAGGAGUACAGGGAGAUGUACAGGCGUGAGAUCCGCAUGGGGCGGACAGCCCGCAAGGUUGGAAACUUCUACGUCCCAGCUGAGCCCAAACUGGCCUUCGUCAUCAGGAUCAGAGGUAUCAACGGUGUCAGCCCCAAGGUGCGCAAGGUCCUCCAGCUUUUGCGUCUGCGUCAGAUCUUCAACGGCGUGUUCGUCAAACUGAACAAGGCUUCCAUCAACAUGCUGAGGAUCGCUGAGCCCUACAUCGCUUGGGGGUACCCCAACCUAAAGUCUGUGCGUGAGCUGAUUUACAAGCGUGGCCAUGGCAGGAUGACCAAGCAGCGCAUCGCUCUCACAGACAACGCCCUGAUCGAGAAGGCCCUGGGUAAAUACAGCAUCAUCUGUGUGGAGGACCUGAUCCAUGAGAUCUACACAGUCGGGAAGAACUUCAAGCCUGCCAACAACUUCCUGUGGCCCUUCAAACUGUCCACGCCCCGCGGCGGCAUGAACAAGAAGACGACUCACUUUGUGGAGGGAGGAGAUGCUGGAAACAGGGAAGACCAGAUCAAUAGACUCGUCAGGAGGAUGAACUAGGGAAUCUAUGGUGAGACUAUUGUCCCAUGGGCUCUCAACUCCGUUCCUGGGGAUCGACCCACCUGUAUGUGUUGCUCCAACCAGCUAAUUAUUAAAAUGAUGUAGUAUUGGGAUGCAACCCCUUCAUGCCAGUAAACGCAGGUUCCUGGAGAUGAGUAGUAGGCGAGACAAUUUCCACCUUAAAAUUUUUUUUAUAUGGAAUCGUCAAGAUCUCGAUUAGCUGAAUUGGGUUUUUCAGUGGUGUAGCUCCAGCAUUACGACUGUCUUCUGGGCCGGUUUCUCAGCUUGAUCCAAUUCAACCCCCCCAAAAAAAAUCAUUUGAAAAAUUUCAUUUGAAAUGUCAUUGUUUCUACUUAAGUGUUCAGUUUCUAGUUUUACACAAUGUGGUUAAUGAUGCUCAACUUUUUUCCCCAUCUUAUCGACUCUGGUGAAAACCAGUCUGAAAAAAUAAGCCAAUUUUUUUCUGAAACCACAAGUUUAAAAAAGUAAAAAAAUAAAAUAACUGUCAUUCCUAAUAUGAAGUGAACUGAAAAUGGUGUUUAUUUUACAGUACACCGUCUCAAAACCGGAUAAUUCUGGACCAGGUUGUAUUCCACUGAGAUUCCAUUUCCUAUUUCGAUGGGGAACAGUUAUGAAUUCGCUGGAUUAAACGGCCAGGCUCAAGUUUUAAAAUCAUACACACAAAUAACUAAAAGUCCAUUAAAUUUGUCAACUGCAUUUCUUUUUUCUUUUUUUAUUGUAGAGCAGCUUGUUACAUUAUUUUCCCAACAUCCCAGGCCGUGUCCCCUAUGGACUCCCUAUUUGGCGCCCUAUAUAGGGCAUGAUGUGCCCUUUGGGACGUUAACUUGGUUAAAGUCCCACUAAAAGCAGCUUGUUGUGUUUGGAUAUACGGCACACUAGUUUAAACAUGUCGUUACUAAAGAUGAAGCAAUGUCCUGAAAGUGAAACUUGGAUUACAAUGUUUGUUUGUUAUUGUGUGGCAUCAAGGAAACCCUUGACUAGAUUUCUGGAGUCUAUAGUAUUUUUAUGGGUGUAAAUCGUUUACUACACAAACUAUUGGAAAUGUUUAUUUGCUGUAGAAACUGAUUUGGUUUUCUGGUAUUAAUGUUGUGAAUUUCUUUAUUUUUCCAGGUUUUUCAUGGGAUUCUGAGCUCUGUACAAUAAAAACAUUAGAAGAAGUGUA